AUGCCUUCGGCAGAUCUCAGUCCAUUGGAGACAAAGACACAACAUGGGACUUUCGAUGUCGUGUCAACGUACCACCGCCUGCUGGCCGAGGACUCUGACCUUACAAUGCCCGUUGCUGCAAUCGAAAGUCUCACUCUCGGACUCGCGAAUACUCCCUCAAGCACCGUCUCGGAGACCCUCGACCUCGUAGACAAGCUCACCAAGCAACUCAAAAGCAGCAUCCCAAACUCCAUCUCGCUCUCAGCAGGAACGGACCUCUUCCAGCGAUACCUCAUCACCAGUCUUCGAGAAUCAAGCGGCGCUUCAGACUUCAAUCAAAUACGCACCCACUUGGUACAGAACGGCGAACUCUUCGUGGAACGCGCAAAAGCGGCGAGAGCCACAAUCGCAGCUUUCGGCAAGAAAUUCAUCAGAGAUGGUAACACCAUCCUCACCAAUGGCGGGUCUCGCGUGGUCGGCGCACUACUCAAGAGCGCCGCAGACUCAAGCAAUGAGAGUACAAGAGGCAGCAUACGCUUCCGAGUCAUCUACGUCGUCUCAGCCGACGGCAAAGAAACGGAAAGCACGGAGAACAUUGCCGCGUUACGGGAGCGUGACAUCCCAGUCGCAACAAUCCCGCCUACAGCUGUCGCGUACUGCCUAGAUCAAGUCACGCAGUGCUUUGUCGGUGCAGAAGGAGUGGUGGAGAACGGAGGCAUCAUCAGUAGAUUGGGGACCUACCAAUUAGCGCUGCUCGCCAAAGCUGCUGGAAAGCCAUUUUACGUGGUAUCGGAAUCGCACAAAUUCGUGCGCUUGUUUCCGCUCAAUCAACAGGACCUGGGAAUCGAACAAAACGUCGUGGACUUCAAGACUGCCACCGGCUCGGAGAGUGAGAAACCACCUACGGAAACUGGCAAGGAAGAUGCAGACAACUCAGUCGAUUACACGCCGCCGAACCUCAUCAGUGGAAUCAUCACCGAAUCUGGAGUCUUGCUGCCAAGUGCUGUCAGUGAGGAGCUCAUCAAGAUUUGGUUUUAG
This is a messenger RNA of Ramularia collo-cygni, 1017 nucleotides long. RefSeq names its product related to translation initiation factor 2B, alpha subunit (eIF-2Balpha/GCN3). The coding region runs from base 1 to 1017 and encodes 338 amino acids. Gene Ontology annotation, cellular component: eukaryotic translation initiation factor 2B complex. Lineage: Eukaryota; Fungi; Ascomycota; Dothideomycetes; Mycosphaerellales; Mycosphaerellaceae. The record is from RefSeq and is a predicted model, not a curated record. The transcript has a single exon. Gene Ontology annotation, molecular function: translation initiation factor activity; guanyl-nucleotide exchange factor activity. Gene Ontology annotation, biological process: translational initiation.